GCGCGCACCGUAUUCUUUUACUAUAUAUAAUGGGAGAUGUUAAACUAGGCAUCCGAUGCACUCGUUAAGCAUACUAAAAAUAGAAAUAAAACAUAAAAUUAAUAUUGAUAAAAAUAACUUUUUACACUUUUAAGCAUGAAUUUCAAGACAUAUUUUUCUUAUUUAUGUGUUUAACUAGUGCAUCCUCUAUUUAACAUUUUCAAUAUAUAUUAUUUGACCUGAGACAUGCAAUUCACAGAUUCUAAUCAUUCAGCAACCAAAAUGGCAGCAACACAACAAAUUAUUCCUCAUGUCGCACUUGGAACCCAAGGCUUUCAGGUUUCAAAAUUGGGAUUCGGUUGUAUGGGACUUAGUGGAGCUUACAAUGAUCCACUUCCUGAACAAGAUGCUAUUUCUGUAAUUAACUAUGCAUUCAAUAAAGGGAUCACUUUUUUUGACACUUCUGAUGUUUAUGGUACUAAUGGUUCUAAUGAAAUUUUACUUGGAAAGGCUUUAAAGCAAUUACCUAGAGAAAAAAUCCAGGUGGCUACAAAAUUUGGUAUAUCCAGAGGCCAAGGUUCUGGUUUCGCUGGUGUGACCUUCAAGGGUUCGCCGGAUUAUGUUCGUUCGAGCUGCGAAGCUAGCUUGAAACGUCUUGGUGUUGAAUACAUUGAUCUAUAUUAUCAGCACAGAGUGGAUAAAUCUGUGCCUAUUGAGGAUACAGUAGGUGAACUUAAGAAACUGGUGGAAGAGGGAAAAGUGAAGUAUAUUGGGCUAUCUGAAGCCAGCCCAGAUACAAUAAGGAGAGCACAUGCUGUUCAUCCAAUCACAGCUGUACAAAUAGAGUGGUCUCUCUGGACUCGCGACAUUGAGGACGAGAUAGUUCCACUAUGCAGAGAGCUCGGUAUUGGAAUUGUACCAUAUAGUCCUCUUGGUCGUGGUUUUUUUGGUGGCAGAGGAGUUCUGGAAAGUGUGUCGGCAGUUAGCUCCCUGAAUUCUCAUCCCCGCUUCCAAGCUGAGAACUUGGACAAGAACAAAAACAUAUAUGAUAGGAUUGAAAGUCUUGGCAAGAAGCAUGGGUGCACUCCUGCUCAGUUAGCAUUAGCAUGGGUACUCCAACAGGGCCAGGAUGUUGUGCCUAUUCCUGGAACAACUAAGAUUAAGAAUCUGGAUCAAAACCUUGGAGCCUUAGCAGUAAAACUAUCGGAAGAGGACCUGAAAGGAAUUUCUGCAGCGGUUCCUCUGGAUGAUGUAGCAGGUAGUAGAUACUACAAUGGAUUGGAUCACGCAUCCUGGAAGUUUGCUAACACGCCUCCAAAAGUUUGAAGGGUUUCAACUUGAAAGUAUAAAUCCAUUUUAGUAGAAGAAUGCACUGAGGCAUGAAUAAAGCGCAACAAGGUCGGUAGAAGCAAAUCUCAGAAAGCUACCAUCACACACUGCAGAUCUAGUUGCCUAUAAUGAUAAAACUUGAAUAUGAAUUACAAUGUUGAUAAUAUAGUCCUCUAGAUAGUUGCAUUUCUCUAUUUGUACUCGACUCAAUUAGGACCUGGUCGAUAAACAAAUCAAGACUGGUUGUUUACAUUUGUUCUGCUGUUUUGAUUCUAUAAAUAAGGAUUUUGUAUUUAA
This is a messenger RNA of Trifolium pratense (red clover), 1605 nucleotides long. Its product is annotated as probable aldo-keto reductase 1. Lineage: Eukaryota; Viridiplantae; Streptophyta; Magnoliopsida; Fabales; Fabaceae. Gene Ontology annotation, cellular component: cytoplasm. The record is from RefSeq and is a predicted model, not a curated record. The transcript is spliced from 6 exons. The coding region runs from base 226 to 1305 and encodes 359 amino acids.